Molecule: messenger RNA, 1247 nt
Organism: Engraulis encrasicolus (European anchovy)
Lineage: Eukaryota; Metazoa; Chordata; Actinopteri; Clupeiformes; Engraulidae
Gene: rras2
Product: RAS related 2
Exons: 6
Coding region: 236-844 (202 amino acids)
Biological process (GO): Ras protein signal transduction
Cellular component (GO): plasma membrane
Molecular function (GO): GDP binding; GTP binding; GTPase activity
Source: RefSeq, a predicted model, not a curated record
UGCCUGGUGGUAGCGUUUUGCAGGAGGGCGUUCGGUCUCAGAUAGCGGCCACUUCAGAAAAGGCGUUUGUUGUUAUUUUCUCAUUUUGGACGGCUUUGCUCUGUUUCGUAUCUGAAGGGGUUACAGUGGCGUAUUUUUCUUACGUUAUAGUAUUUAAAGUGAGGGCCUGUCACUGAAAAGUGGGUGUCUACUCACUGGUGUUAGAGACAGCGGCGAGUGCAGCAGUGUGUCCCCGAUGGCUGGGUGGAAGGACGGCUCGGUGCAGGAGAAGUAUCGGCUGGUUGUGGUUGGAGGUGGUGGUGUCGGGAAAUCUGCACUAACUAUCCAGUUCAUCCAGUCGUACUUCGUCACAGACUAUGACCCCACCAUCGAAGACUCGUACACCAAGCAGUGUGUCAUUGACGAGAGGCCGGCUCGGCUAGACAUUUUGGACACGGCGGGCCAGGAGGAGUUUGGGGCCAUGCGAGAGCAGUACAUGAGGACCGGAGAGGGAUUCCUACUCGUCUUCUCCGUCACCGACAGGGGGAGUUUUGAAGAGAUCUACAAGUUCCAAAGACAGAUCCUGCGGGUGAAGGAUCGGGACGAGUUUCCUAUGAUCCUCGUGGGCAACAAGGCAGACCUGGAGCUGCAGAGACAGGUGACUCAGGAGGAGGGCCAGCAGUUGGCGCGGCAGCUGAAGGUGACGUACAUGGAGGCCUCGGCCAAGAUCCGCAUGAAUGUAGACCAGGCCUUCCAUGAGCUGGUUAGAGUAAUAAGGAAGUUCCAGGAGCAGGAGUGCCCGCCCUCGCCAGAGCCCACGCGCAAGGAGAAAGACAAGAGUGGCUGCCAUUGUGUCAUCGUCUGAUUGGCGCACAGGACUGCCAAUCAUCCAGCUGCUGUCACGAGAUCCCUCCCCCCCCCUACCUUUUCACAGUACCCGCUCCCCACUCCCCCUCCACACACACCCCUGCCUUCUGACAUCACAUCCUGUUGGGGAUGACCGCUGCCUUUCUUUCUACACAUGCGUGCAUGACUUAAGAUGGCAGUCCUUGCUAAAGGCCUUAUGAGGGUGGGUAGCCCCUCACAGGGGGAGGUGUCCACUGUACACCCCCACCACACAGACCCCACCACCCACCACCCACCACCAUGGAACUUCACUACUACAGGAACCAAACUGACAGUCAACAAAACAACAAAAACAACAAAACGAAAAGAAAACAAGUGUGAGAAACACACCUUUUUUGUAUUGAACUCACCACUGCUCACCA